CUCUCUCUCUCUCUCUCUCUCUCAAGAUGCAAUAUCCCAAUCUCUUCCCAACCAUCACUCUGUCCUUGGUGAUAACAACCUUGUUCUUAAUCCACUUCCCAUCGUCUUCGUACUCAGAUAAUGAGGAAUACCUAAACUGCAGUGCACCGUUUGAUUGUGGGGGCAUGGAGGACCUCAGUUAUCCUUUCUGGGGAUUAAAUAGGCCAAACUAUUGUGGACACCCAGCUUUUAAGUUAAACUGCAAUGAUGGUAUCCCACUAAUCAAAAUCACGAACCUGAAUUACCGAAUCCUUCAUGUCAAUAACACGUCGCAAACUCUCAUGGUUGUUAGAGGGGAUUACUGGAACACCGUUUGUCCUGCUACGAUCGUUAAUACAACCAUAGAUUUCACCGUCUUUGCUUAUAAUUCAGCUACUACCAACUUGACGCUCUACUAUGAUUGUCCUGCUUCUUCUUCUUCUUCAUAUCAGCCGGAUACAACUCUGUUUAAUUGCUCCAUAAACAGUACCGCUGUGACCAAUUACUAUUCUAACAGUACCGUUGCAAACUUAUUGGGGUCGUGCACCUACAACGUUAAAGUUCCAGUUCUGCAAUCAGCAGCUCAAACUGGGAGUAGUUUAACUGAAGCUGCACUGGUUCAAGCUAUCGAUGGUGGCUUCAUGUUGGAGUGGGAUGCAAAUGACAGUUUGUGUGAUAGUUGUCUAGGGACCGAUGGACAGUGUGGGUAUAACACAAGAACGAGCGAAUUCACGUGUUUUCGAUCAACAACAGGCAAGUCUAAGAGUAAUAUUGUACCCCUUGCACUAGGCAUUGCCAUAGGAGGUGUUGCCAUUUUUCUAGGUUGUUUGGUCUGUUCGAUCAGAUCGCGUGUCAAGGAAUCUCAAAGCAUUAACAUAGGACAAUUUUCAAGUAAUUCAAUGGUUUGGGGGAAAAAAGAUGCAAAGAAUGAUCACUUCAAUACUGAGGAAUUCAUAAAGAACUACGGAUCAAUAGCCCCAAAGCGAUAUACUUGUUCAGAUGUGAAGAAAUUGACCAACUCAUUCAAAGAAAAAGUAGGACAAGGAGGAUAUGGUGUUGUAUACAAAGGGAAGCUACCUGAUGGGCGUAUGGUGGCAGUGAAAAUCCUGAGCGCGUCCAAAGGUAAUGGAGAAGAAUUUAUGAACGAAGUGGCUAGCAUUAGUAGAACAUCCCAUGUUAAUAUAGUCACUCUUUUAGGUUUCUGCUACGAAGGGACUAAAAGAGCUCUAAUCUAUGAAUUCAUGCCAUAUGGAUCUCUUGAUAAGAUCAUAUAUCAUAAAGGACCCGCAAUUACAAAUUAUCACUUGGACAACAACACUAUCUUCCAAAUUGCGGUUGGCAUUUCUCGAGGACUAGAAUACUUGCACCGUGGAUGUAACACAAGGAUCCUACAUUUUGACAUAAAACCACACAAUAUACUUUUGGAUGAGGAUUUCCGCCCAAAAAUCUCUGAUUUUGGCCUUGCUAAACUAUGCAAAACAAAAGAGAGUAUUGUGUCAAUGACGGGCAUGAGAGGGACUGCAGGAUAUAUUGCACCAGAAGUCUUUAGUCGGUACUUUGGUGGGGUCUCCCACAAGUCUGAUGUCUACAGCUACGGAAUGUUGGUUUUGGAAAUGGUUGGAGCAAGAAAAGAAAUUGAUAGUGAACUCUCUCAAACCAGCAAAACAUGCUUUCCACAUGGGAUUUAUAACAAACUUGAACAAGGUGAGAGUUUUGUAACUCCAGGGGAUAUAACAGAGGAGGAAGAAGACACAAUAAAAAAGAUGGUAAUGGUGAGUUUAUGGUGCACUCAAACCAAUCCUUCAGAUCGGCCAUCAAUGGGUAAGGUGAUCGAGAUGUUAGAAGGUAGCCUUCAAUCCUUACAAUUUCCACCAAAGCCUGUCAUGCAUUCACCUGUGAGGUCGCCUCAAGAUUCUUCCACAAGUUCACAGUCACUGAAUCCAUCAUUUUAAAUGGUGACAAUUGUAUGAUAAGAUUCAAUAAUUUUAAAUAAAUAGGUUGUGAUGAGUAGUCUACUCAAAGAGUGGUGCAAAAGUAAUCUAUUUGGAAUGGAUGGAGUCAAGUUGAGGAAGGGCUAGAUUUUGAGCAGCACUAAUUGGUCUCUGCAUAAUCUUGUUUACAUGAGUCGGUUCCUCUCUGUGUAUUGGAAGCAUUCUCAUUUCCUUUCUCCUCUGAAACUGUAAUACUUCCUCUGAGUGAUCUUAAACCUCCUUAAUCCCCUUUGUGUUUUGGUCAUGUACUUGCCCACGAAGAAAAAAACAACUUGGUCAACACAUGGAUGGGUAUUGAGUUCUUCAUAAUUUUUCCUACU
Molecule: messenger RNA, 2329 nt
Organism: Alnus glutinosa
Lineage: Eukaryota; Viridiplantae; Streptophyta; Magnoliopsida; Fagales; Betulaceae
Product: LEAF RUST 10 DISEASE-RESISTANCE LOCUS RECEPTOR-LIKE PROTEIN KINASE-like 2.5
Exons: 3
Coding region: 27-1970 (647 amino acids)
Biological process (GO): protein phosphorylation
Molecular function (GO): ATP binding; protein kinase activity; polysaccharide binding
Source: RefSeq, a predicted model, not a curated record